Cyprinodon variegatus (sheepshead minnow) is the source of this 2965-nucleotide messenger RNA. RefSeq names its product neurofilament, heavy polypeptide (gene nefh). Bases 55 to 2382 code for a protein of 775 amino acids. Gene Ontology annotation, cellular component: axon; neurofilament. The record is from RefSeq and is a predicted model, not a curated record. NCBI's taxonomy places the organism in Eukaryota, Metazoa, Chordata, Actinopteri, Cyprinodontiformes, Cyprinodontidae. The transcript is spliced from 4 exons. Gene Ontology annotation, biological process: axon development. Gene Ontology annotation, molecular function: structural constituent of postsynaptic intermediate filament cytoskeleton.
AAAAGCGCAGCUCUCUCCUUCCUUUGCAGUCAGUUCUCCUCCGGCCCAGCAAACAUGAGUUUCUCGUUGGACCACCACUUCACGGGCCCCGGCUCGUACCGCAAGGCUCGGCCAGCAUCCGUGUCCUCCAGCGGCUUCCACUCUCAGCAGCGCCGCCGUCUCGCCUACAGCCAGCCGUCCUCCAUGGAAAGCCUGGAGACCUUCAACGGCGACAUGGCUCGGAGGAGUGAGAAGGAGAUCCUGCAGGCUCUCAAUGACCGCUUCGCAGGCUACAUCGAUAAGGUGCGCAACCUGGAGAUGCACAACCGCAACCUGGAGGCUGAAGCAGCGGCGCUGCGGCAGAACCAAGCCGGGCGCGUCUCUGUUGGGGAGCAUUACGAGCGGGAGCUGAACGACCUGAGGGGUCUGCUGCAGCAGCUGACCGGGGAGAAGACCCGCGCUGCCUUAGAGCACGAACACCUGGAUGAAGACAUCCAGCACCUGCGAGCAAGACUGGAGGAUGAGGCGCGCAACCGGGAGGAGCUGGAGGCUGCAGCGCGCACCAUGAAGAAGUACGUGGAGGAGUGCCGUCUGGCACGGAUGGAGCUGGACAAGAAGCUCGGCGCCCUGGAGGAGGAGGCGGCUUUCCUUAAGAAAAACCACGAGGAAGAGGUGGCAGAACUUCUGGCGCAAAUCGAUGGCGCUCAGGUGAGCUUUGACCUGAGGGACACGAUGAGAGCGGACGUUACCAGCGCUUUGAGAGAGAUCCGUUCCCAACUGGACAGCCACGCGUCAAAGAGCGCAGUGCACGCAGAGCAGUGGUUCAAAGUACGCAUGGAGCGCCUGUCUGACGCUGCCAGGUCAAACCAGGAUGCCAUCCGUGGAACCCAGGAAGAGAUUGCAGAGUACCGCCGUCAGCUCCAGAGCCGCACCAUCGAGCUGGAGACCCUCAGAGGAGCCAAGGAGUCACUGGAGAGGCAGCGGAUGGAGAGUGAAGACAGACACCAGGAUGACAUCAGCUCCCUUCAGGAGACCAUCAACCAACUUGACAAUGAGCUGAAAACAACCAAAUGGGAGAUGGCGAGCCAGCUGAGGGAUUAUCAGGAGCUCCUGAAUGUAAAGAUGGCUUUAGAUAUUGAGAUUGCUGCAUACAGGAAGCUACUUGAGGGAGAGGAGAAUCGCUAUGUUUCAGGUGGCUCCCCAUACACCUAUCUGGAGAGCAGGAUCUCAGGCCAUGUCAAAGUAAAAAGCGAGGAGAUCUCGGAUACAGUGAUUGUGGAGGAGCAGACAGAUGAGACACAGGUGACAGAGGUGACAGAGGAGGCAGAUGAGGAGGAGGAAGAAGAGAAAGAGGAGGAAGAGGAAAAAGAAGAAGAGGAAACCAAGGAGGAGGAAGAAGCUGAAGAGGAUGAAGGAAAAGAAGAGACAGAAGAGGAAGAAAAAGAGGAGGGAAAAGAAGAGAACGAGGAAGAAGGCAAAGAAGAGAAAACUAAAUCUCCUGUUCAAUCUCCAGAAUCAAAAUCACCAGCAGCUAAAUCCCCUAUGCCCAAAUCACCUGCCAAGUCCCCUGCAGGCGAUGAGUCAAAAUCCCCUCCCAGUCAGUCCCCCGAAUCCAAAUCCCCUCCUCCCAAGACCCCCGAACCAAAAUCUCCAGUAAAGGAGAGCGCUAAGUCUGACGAUGCCAAAGACAUCCCAAAGGAGGAGAAAAAGGAAAAGCCUCAGCCAGCCAAAGAGGAGCAAAAGGAGAAAGACAAGCCUGUAAAGGAGGAGAAGAAGCAGGAACCCAAGGAGAAAGAGCCAGAGAAGGUGGAAAAACCCGAUGCAAAGAAGGAAGAGAAAGAAAAAGAAGAAACUACGAAACCUGAGACUCCCAGCAAGACCGCCGAGGACAAACCUGCUGCAAAGCCUGAGCCUGAAGUCAGCGCUCCUGUUAAAGAGGAGAAGCCCUCUGCUCCCAAACAGGAGAAAUUAGAGUCUGAGAAAACUGAAAGCAAGAAGGAGGAGAAGAAGCCAGAGGAAAAGCCCGAGAAGACUGAAAGCAAAGAGGAGAAGAAGCCCGAGAAGACUGAAAGCAAAGAGGAGAAGAAGCCUGAGAAGACUGAGAGCAAGGAGGAGAAAAAGCCUGAGAAGACUGAGAGCAAGGAGGAGAAAAAGCCNAAGCCUGAGAAGACUGAGAGCAAGGAGGAGAAAAAGCCUGAGAAGACUGAGAGCAAGGAGGAGAAAAAGCCAGAGGAAAAGCCUGCACCUAAGGUAGAACCGGAGAAAGUGGAGAGCAAAAAGGAUGAGAAGAAGCAAGUAGAGAAGAGCAAAGAGGAGAGUAAAGAAGAAGCAAAGGGGGACAAGCCUGAAAAGUCCUCUAGCACUGAGUCAAAGGAAACCAAGGAGGAAAAGGCCAAGAAGUAAGACUUAUCGCUGCGAUUUUACAUGUGGAGGAGAAGGAGAUGCCAAAGAACUGAGUGGGACAGAGGGAGGGGAAGGGUGUAGAGCAGGAUGGAGCUGGACGUACCCAGCUGUUUAGACUGGUAACAGUAUGUAAGCAAUAUUGAUUUCUGUAGCAAAUAACCCCACUGCUUCCCAAGUAUGGCCAUUACAUACCCCCUGAAGCUUCUGGUGUAUGACUGUAGUGAAUGCAGAAUGCUAUAAACUCCUCUGAAUGUGACAGCCGCCCUUAAUGAUAACAAGUGCAUUUAAACUGAAUCCUGGUGAGGAUGGCAGGACCCUGCUGCACCCACACCAGCCUGUAAGGGCAGAGAUGUCAAGCUAAUGAUUGUGAGCAAUAGUGAACAUAUGUUUAUUAAAUGAGAAAAAAAAACUCUCUAUAUUAUAUUUACAGAUUGAUAUAUAAAGGAAGACUUGAAUUUUGCUCGUUGCACACCUUAAUGCUGCUUCUCCAGACAGGUGAAUGGUGGCAUCUCACUCUUCCGGUCUGCAAAUGCUAGGACAAUGAUUGUGCUAUGUAUAAACUGCUGAGGAUAUGCAACAUAAA